Cryphonectria parasitica EP155 is the source of this 1245-nucleotide messenger RNA. Its product is annotated as NAD(P)-binding protein. The record is from RefSeq and is a predicted model, not a curated record. NCBI's taxonomy places the organism in Eukaryota, Fungi, Ascomycota, Sordariomycetes, Diaporthales, Cryphonectriaceae. Gene Ontology annotation, molecular function: nucleotide binding. Bases 1 to 1245 code for a protein of 414 amino acids. The transcript is spliced from 4 exons.
AUGGGUGCCUCCGUGAGCUGUAUACGCCGCAACCAGCUCCUGGUGAGCCCUCCCGUGGUUGCCAAGAACGAUGGAGCUUUGAAAAUUGGCAUCUUGGGCGCGGCAAACAUUGCACCUAUAGCGCUCGUCAAUCCGGCCAAGAGCAACCCAAAUGUCAUCGUGUCGGCUGUCGCAGCGCGUGACAAGACCAAGGCCAUCGCGUUUGCCAAGAAGCACAGCAUCGAGAACGUCAAGGACAGCUAUGACGCUGUCUUGGACGAUCCCUCUAUCGACGCAGUCUACAUUCCCCUCCCCAACGGCCUUCACUACGAAUGGGCACUCAAGGCCCUCAACAAAGGGAAACACGUCCUCCUUGAAAAACCCUCCACCUCCAACGCCCAGGAAGCCGAGGCACUCUUCCAUGCCCCGGUGCUCUCCCGGCCCAACAACGCCCCUGUCCUCCUCGAGGCCUUCCACAGCCGCUUCACCCCUGCCCUCGCCCUGUUCAAGUCCGUGCUCGACCAGCCCAACAUCGAGCACGCCGUCGCCCGAGUCAGCAUCCCGUCGCUCCUGUUCAACGAGGACGACAUCCGCUUCCAGUACGACCUGGCGGGCGGCGCGCUCAUGGACCUCGGCACGUACACCGUCGCGUUUCUUCGGGAGACGUUUGGAGUCGAGCCCACCGAGUGUCUUGCUGCGGAUCUGACGAGGAUGCCGCCGCCGCACGAGAAGUGUGACGGGAGCUUCAAGGCCACGCUGCGCUUCCCGAACGGCGGCACGGGGGAAAUCGAUGGGACCCUGAGGGGCUCGAAUAUUUUCUUCACCCAGGGCUGGCCGUCUAUUACGGUCACGCAUAGGCCUGUGGUGGUCACUGACCACGGCGAGCAGGUGGGCGAGGGCUGUGAGGUGAAGAAGACCCGCAGCGUGUACUUUGCAAACUUCAUGCUGCCCCCCCAUUAUCACCGUGUUGACAUCGUGGACGAGUUUGUGGUCGUCAAAGGUGACUCGCAGGUCGUGAAGAAGUUCACCAAGAAGGAGACGAAGAAGGCCUACACAUGGAAGGAAAUGGGGCGCGACUUGCCCAGUGAGCCGUGGUAUUCGACCUACGGAUAUAUGCUGGAGCAGUUUGUCAACAAGAUCAGGGGCCAGGAGGGCACUGGGAUAUUUAUUUCCCAUGAGGACAGCAUUGCUCAGAUGAAGGCCCUCGAUAUGAUUUAUGAAAAGUCGGGGCUGGGCCAACGUCGAGCCUCCAUUCAUAGGCUAUGA